Molecule: messenger RNA, 1118 nt
Organism: Malurus melanocephalus (red-backed fairy wren)
Lineage: Eukaryota; Metazoa; Chordata; Aves; Passeriformes; Maluridae
Gene: BAX
Product: BCL2 associated X, apoptosis regulator
Exons: 4
Coding region: 73-780 (235 amino acids)
Biological process (GO): extrinsic apoptotic signaling pathway in absence of ligand; mitochondrial fusion; positive regulation of apoptotic process
Cellular component (GO): mitochondrial outer membrane
Molecular function (GO): protein homodimerization activity; channel activity; protein heterodimerization activity
Source: RefSeq, a predicted model, not a curated record
UUGGGGUGGGCCUGAGAGGAUACAGAACUGGGAGGGCAUGGGGUGCAAGGGGAGACCUUUGGGACACUGUGCAUGUGGGGACUUGGGCUCUGUGGGGCACAGCAGGGACAUUGGGGAGGACUUGAGAGAGUCCCGGAACUCGGAGUCAAGCUGGGACACAGCGAGACCUGGGCUCUGGGCAUGACGUGGGGAAGGACCUGGGCUCUGAGGACAGGGAUGGGGUCACAUGGAGACAGGGGGAACACGGCGGGUACCCAGAGUGCCGGGGGUCCCAGGUUCGUGCGGGACCGUGUGGAGCGCUGUGGGGACCCCCAGGCCGUGGCCCUGAGCGUGGCCGAGCUGGGYGAGGCUCAGCCCAGCAGCCCCGACACCAAACGCCUCAGCGAGUGCCUGCGGCGCAUCGGUGAUGAGCUCGACAGCAACAUGGAGCUGCAGAGGAUGAUUGAGCAGGUGGGGUGUGAUGCCCCCAAAAAGCUGUUUUUCCGUGUGGCCAAGGAGAUGUUUUCUGAUGGCACCUUCAACUGGGGCCGCGUGGUCGCCCUGUUCUACUUUGCCUGCAAACUGGUGCUGAAGGCUCUCUGCACCAAGGUCCCGGAGCUGGUCCAGACCAUCCUGCGCUGGACCAUGGAGUAUCUGCAGGAGCACGUGCUGGCCUGGAUCCAGGCCCAGGGUGGAUGGGAAGGGCUGUUGUCCCACUUUGGAACCCCCACGUGGCAGACCAUCACCAUUUUUGCUGCUGGUGUCCUCACWGCGUCGCUGACCAUCUGGAAGAUGUCCUAGACUCUCGGGAGGGCCACAUUUUUGUCCCCUCCACCCCCACUCCUGGGMCCCCUCCCCGGAGUGGCCCUGCUGGCAGGGAUGGUGCUGACCCCCAGCAGCUUCCAGGGCCGAGGGGUUUUUUAACCAACAGGACUCGCUCACCUGAAUGUUGGGGUGGUGAUGGAGCUGGGGGGGGGGGCCCUCACCUCCUUCCCCCAGUCACCCCCACCCCUUUUCCAUGAGUGCCCAGAGGCCACUGGUAAAAGGGGUAAAAGGCUGGGAUUUGGGGGUGGGCACACUCCCCCUUACCCUCCCAUGCCUGCCAGUCCCAGUGCUGGGCCCCCCUGGCCUCAGUUUGA